Culex pipiens pallens (northern house mosquito) is the source of this 1466-nucleotide messenger RNA. Its product is annotated as carboxypeptidase N subunit 2-like. NCBI's taxonomy places the organism in Eukaryota, Metazoa, Arthropoda, Insecta, Diptera, Culicidae. Gene Ontology annotation, molecular function: protein binding. Gene Ontology annotation, cellular component: extracellular matrix. The coding region runs from base 33 to 1439 and encodes 468 amino acids. The record is from RefSeq and is a predicted model, not a curated record. The transcript has a single exon.
UCUAAUGCUUACAUCACCCCUCAAUAGUCAUAAUGAAAGUGCUUCAAGCGGUUCUAUUUGCGUUCGUUCUGUACGAAUCCCCUACUUUCGCGUCGAUUCCGAACGCACUGCUGAGGCUAAACUGUGAAACGGUAAACCGGGUUUGCUACCUGAAGAACAUCUUCGCCUCCGAGGAUGACCGCUACAAGGACGUGUACGGUGGGGAGUCCAGCGACAGUAUCGAGUUCUUCGACUCGCACAUCCACACGAUGCCCAAGAUUCCGUUUGUCAAGUCGGUCCAAGCGAAGGGCAUUAACCUGGUGCGGAUUGGCGAGAAGACGUUUGCCACGGUGAAGCACUUGGAUGUGUCGUACAACCGGCUGAGGGACUUUUCGGCGAAGGCCUUCGAGUGGCCGGAGGAACUGCUGACGCUGACCUUGAGCGGUAAUCCGUUGUUGAAAGAGCUGAGCGUUGUUCGGAAGCUUACCGGGUUGGUGGAGCUGCGGAUGGCGGAAAUGAAGCUUGAUUUGGAGUUCGUGGACGCUGACAUAUUCGCCGGGAUGAAGCAGCUGAAACAGUUGGUUUUGCGAGACAAUAAAAUCACCAAGAUCCCAGUUGGAAUCUUCAGCAAGCUCGAAAGUUUGGAGAAGCUAGACCUCAGCAAGAAUCUCAUCACGAGGAUAUUGUCAGGUUCGCUUGUGGUAUACUUCCGGCCAAUCGACCCAGAAGUCGAGAAACGGCAUCAAUUAUCGAUAGAUUUAUCGAGUAACAACAUUUCAAUAGUGGAAAACAACUCCUUCAUGGUGGUUGACCAGGUAGAUCUGAGCGACAACAAGCUGAUCGGUAUUGGGCCAUCCGCGUUCUACAACAAAUCGGAGCUUGGAACCUUGAUUCUGUCCAAAAACGGCCAAUUGAGAAACUUUGAAUUUCUCAAGAAUCUUCACACGUUGCACACCCUCAUCAUGACUCACAUGAACUUCACCUUCGAAGGCCUUCCCUUGAACGUUUUUUCAAACCUGGAUCUGCUGACUACCCUGGACUUGUCAAACAACGAAAUCGCUAUCCUCCCCCUCGGAAUCUUCGCCGACCUCUCCUCGGUCAACUUCAUAAACCUGCGCCACAAUCAAAUCUCCCACGUAGAAUUCGGAACGUUCUCAAUCCGCAAGUACGACCUGAUCGACGAGAUAGACCUGUCCUACAACGAAAUCAGCGACGUCAACUAUCUGGUGUUUGUUCCGCUCAAGUACCUGCGGACGUUGCUGCUGCAUGGAAACCGGAUCGCUUACGUCAACACGAGCCACCUGAAGCGGAACAAGAGUCUGCAAAACUUUGGCAUCCAGCACAACCCGAUUCGGUGCUCGGAUUUGGUGGACCUGCUGGCCAUCUUCAAGCUCGUGCUCGACGGGCGGGAGUUUGUGGCCCACGAGCCCAAUGUGGACGGUAUCAAGUGUAAUCCGUGAUUGGAAAAUAAAGGAAAUUUGAAAAGU